Molecule: messenger RNA, 2087 nt
Organism: Numida meleagris (helmeted guineafowl)
Lineage: Eukaryota; Metazoa; Chordata; Aves; Galliformes; Numididae
Gene: PXMP4
Product: peroxisomal membrane protein 4
Exons: 4
Coding region: 150-791 (213 amino acids)
Cellular component (GO): peroxisomal membrane
Source: RefSeq, a predicted model, not a curated record
CACGCCUUCCCGCCAAUGGGCGAGGAGGAUGUCGCCGCCUAUUGGCCAAGAGCGCUGAUGGACAGCCCAGGGAGCCUGUGUGCGCAGAGGGCGCGGCCCCGCCUCCCGGAAGCGGGUGCGCUGAGCGCUGUGGGGAGCCGGGCGGCGCCAUGGCGGGCCGUGCUGCUCCGCCGGGUGCGCUGCUCCGCGCCAUCAACGCGCUCCUCCUGCAGCGCCGCUACCGCGCCGCGCUCGCCGUCCUCAAGGGCUUCCGCAACGGGGCCGUGUAUGGAGCAAAAAUUCGUGCUCCGCAUGCCCUGGUGAUGACUUUCCUGUUCAGGAGUGGAAGUUUAAGAGAGAAAUUGAAAUCGAUUGCUCAGGCCACGUACACUCAUUCCCGGAACUUGGCGUAUUUUGUGUUCACCUACAAGGGGCUGAUGGCGUUGCAGUCCCGACUACAGGGGAAAAAAAUUCCAUUUCAUUCUUUCUUUGCAGCCUGCAUUGGGGGUUGGCUAGUGUUCGGUGAGAACAAUCCCAUCAACAGCCAGAUCAUUAUGUACCUGCUGUCUCGAAUCCUGUUUGGCUUGUCUCGGCUGGCAGUGGAGAAGGGCUACGUCCCCCAGCCCAAGCAGGAUCCCUUUCCACUUGUCGCUGCCCUGGUGUGGGGAACGGUUCUCUGGCUCUUUGAAUACCACCGGCAGACUCUGCAGCCUUCUCUGCAGGCCUCCAUGACCUACCUGUAUGACGACAGCAAUGUAUGGCACGACAUUUCUGACUUCCUCAUAUACAACAAAAAGCCUGAGAGCAAAUAGUCGGCUCGUUGUAAAACACCUAUGGAGCGGAUGGUGCCUUCCAGCAGCCAAGGGAAAAGCUGGUUCUCUUGCUCUUGACUGAUGAAUGUUUUUAAAUUAACACCCAUCAAGGAGAGCUGCCUCUUGUGUUUUCACCAAAAUAUUCUGAUUAGUCUUCUGUUAGCUCCGUUUAGAGCUAGUGAAUACCCCACAGAAAUUUACUACAAUGCCUCAGGGAGAGUAAAUGCCUUGGGAACCUUCAGUUAAAAUCAGUCUUCUUUUAAAGAGACCUUAUUUUUCCUGUGAAUGUUCUUAGGUUUUGUUUGUUUAUUUCAUUUCUUUAAAAAAAAAAAAAAGGAAAAGAAAGGAAAGCACUUAUGACAACUUGACAGUAAGUGGGGAAUAGAUCUAAUUGUGGAAGCAACGUUCUGGGGAUUAUCUGAGUGCUUGCAAGGUGGAAGGGUUUUUCUGUGCUGCUGCACUCACUGUAGUGGUGAGAUGGGAGCUGGGGACCUGCUCGGUUCUGAAAGCAGGGAGAUUUUUUCUUGAUUUCUAUGGAAGGCAGGAAACCUGAUCUAAACCAUUACAGGGAUAGUCACGUACUCCCUAAGAGAAAUCCUCUGCAGUUUUGUCUCAGGGAGACAAAGAUGUUUGAGAAUAAAACGAUGAAGUCUCUCUGAUGCAAGCCCAGUAAAUCAGGCUUGGAAGGAAUAUUUUUGCUCAGUUCCUCUCGUGCACUAGGGAUAAAUCUGUCCCUCUACAGAGUGCAUUAAUUAAUACCCUGCAAUUAUUUAAAGCUUUUUGAUGAAGCUUUUAAAAAGCUGAUUGAACUUAAUUCCAAAACCUCUUGUGCAACUUCAGUCAGCUUUGAAAACAGGCUGGGCCACAUGGCGUGCCCUCGGAUGUUACACUGGGUACUUUAAUGUAGCAGCGAGCGACACUUUUUAACAAGAACUUUCAAUUGGGUGGAAGGUGGCCUGGGUUACCCGUAGGUUCAGAAUUCCCCCACCACAGCAGUGGGGUGCAUUAGGUGUAAGCAAACUUGAACGUUCCUGUUGUUAGUGCAGUCUUGUUGCUGGGCCUUGGAGCAUGGAAAUACCAAUGGGUGUCCCUUUGAAAACUGCUCUGCUGAGUCCCAGGAACAGCACACGCUGGGUGUGUUCACAGGGUGCUGACUGGGCAGCGGAGAAGUACUCCAAAAACAACAGCUGUUUCAAAAUGAGUACAAUCAAACUGUUAAUACUAUUAAUUACUGAUACUGCUGUAUGACACUAUACCAUUCACGUAAUGAGAUGCAUUAAAACAAUUCCUGACUUA